UUGAACGAUGUAAUAUCAAAGAACACAAUUAGGGAUGAAUUAGAAAAUUAAAUAUAUUGUAUUUUUUUCUAAUAUUAACGGAAAUUGAAAAUGUCUGACGACAAGGCUUACAAAGAUGGUGAUGUAGUAUGGGUAAAGUUAGGCAAUAAUUGGUGGCCUGCGGAGGUAACAGAUACACAUCGGCAGCCUGAAGGAUUAACUAAGCAUUUGAAACGAAAACCAUACUGCAUUGUGAAGUUUUUUCAAGAGGAUUCAUAUGAAUUUGUAAAAAGUAGCAAACAGAUUUUUCCCUUUCAGUGCAAUAAAAAAGAUGAAUUUAUAAAGAAAGGCUAUGCACUUCACGAAGCAAAGAAUAAAUUUAUGGAAAAGUUUCCAUCAGAUGUGGAAAUAGCGGAACGUAGAACGUCUACUUUAAUUAUUAAUGAUCGACCAGAUAGCAUUGUUAAGGCAAUUUUAGGGCAAACAUGUAUAAGCAGAAAUAUUAGUUACAAUGAUCAACUGCAAAUCGGCAAUAAUUGCAAUGUUCGCAGAAGUGGGGACUCAGUUACAAAAAUAAUUAAUAUAACAUCUAAUUUAAAAACGCCUAUAACAUCAACAACUGCGAUUGCGACAUUGGGAAAUAGUAAAUCACCUGAUGUUAUUGCAAAACCGCCAACGGUUAUGCAAUCUCAUAACACGAUCAAUGAUAACUCAAAUAUUUAUCGAUGUCAUUUGUGUGAUUUUACAAGCAUCCGACAAAAUGUAAUAAUAUUUCACCGUAAAACACAUAGCAGAGAUAACGUGUAUUCUCUCUCAGUACCUGUGGCUAUGUCAAAAACACCACCAACGAAUUUAAAAUUACAAGCCGCAGUAUCUAAAGCAAAUACUCCAUCAAGCUUUACAUUUAAAUCAGAUUAUAAUAACAUAGGAAAUAAAAAGUUAACCACUAAAUGUUUUGUACCACAAUCAGACACUGACAACGAUAAUGGUUCAAUAUAUAUGCCACUAUUAAAUACUAAAAACAAUCAGAGUCAAUCAAUUAAUAGAUCAACAGCAGCAGCAAGACUACCUAAGAAGAAGGAAUUUGCUUGUUUAGCAACUUCAAAAAGACCGUUGAGAUCUUCUCCUAAUAUUUCAUCCAAUGAUUUAUCGCUACAAGAAACAAGAAAAAAUAAAACUGUGGAUACUGAACUUGAAGUAAUUGAACAUAGUAAUUCAUAUCAAACUCUUUCAUCUGCUAUAAAUACUACAACGACUACUGUCUCAAAACAUUCUCCGGAAGAAAUACGAAAGCGCUUACUUGCUGAUUGGAGUGAUGAAGAAAAGGAUGAUGAUGAAGUGAGCACAUCUAAAAAUUUACUUGUAAGAAGCAUAACAAAUGAUGAGAUUAAGAAAAAUAAACUAGAUGAAAUACCGUUUAAUAUAAAUGAUAUUGACGUUAUAUCUAAAUCUAAAAAUUCAUCAACAAUUACUGAUACAUCUAAGCCACAGAUCUUAAAUAGAAUUCGAAAUAUUCCCAAAAAAGACCGCCGUGAUAUUGUUCUUAAAGAGUUUAAUGAACCAACAAUAAGUUAUUCACCGCUCUCCACAUCGACCACUCUUCCCAUUGUUAACAUCGAUAGUGCAAGUAGCAACAGUUGUAGUUCUGAUUCUGUAGUCGUUGUAGGUGUUCUAUCAGAUACGAAUUCAGUAAAAACAAUAAAUGUGGAACAGACAAGUAUACAAGGUGAAGGAACAAAUAUUAAAGAAACGAAUAUGUCCCCAGUGAAAACAACCAUUGAAGGUAAUACUGAUCAAAAAAGUAUAAUUUUAAAUAGUGAAAAAAGUGAUGCUUUAGAAUCAAAAGAAACCGCUUGCGAUGGAAGUAAUGCUGAAGAUAUUCCCUCAACAACUUUAUCUUGUUUUGAUUUUCAAGAAGAAGAAGAAGAAAACUACAAUGAUAUGUUAACAUCAAUGACAAAUUUCAAAAAAAAAUAUUUGUCACCUGAUAAAAUUCAAAGUUCCUGCAUAGAAAACAAAAGUUCAAAAGCGGAAAUCUUGACUAAUUCCACUGAAGCCAAAGAAGAAUUGGAUCAGAAGGAUGAGCUAUUAUCUGCAGAAAUUGAAUCUUUGCUUGCACAAACGAUUACAACUGUUAGCGACGUAAGAAUGCUUGAAGGGAACACUAACACUAAAGAUAAUGUAUUUGUGAAGGGAUUGCCAAUAAAGGAACGAGGAAAAAGAAUAUUUAAAUCACGUAACCGUUCUGGUUUGGAUGAGGUAUCAUUUUCAACAAAUAUUUUAAAUACAGAAAUAAAUGAUAAUAAAUCCAUUAAUUCAAAUGAAUUAUGUUUAACCGAGUUAGAAGAGAAAGCUACGGAAAUUUCUCUAAUAUUUGAAAAUCCAGAAGAAAAAUUUGUUAAAAUUAAACAAUUAGAAAUUGAAAGGGCUAAAAAUGCAGAUAUUGAAUUGUUUAAAAAUAAAUCUGAAAAAUGCAUAGUUAAAAACACAGAAAUAAUACAACUUGAACAAAAAAAAGCUAUGGUUGAAGCAAGUUCUACUAACUCUGAAGAUAUAAAAUUAAUUGAUAAAACAUCGGAUAUAGGUUUUAAAAAUGAAAUCUUGGAACAAAAUCUCGAUGAUACAGAUUGUAAAAUAUCAGCAAAUAGUGCAAAUAUCCAGACUACUGAAUUUUCAUCACUAACAGAUGAGUAUAGCUUAGCGAGUAUUCCCGAAGCAAAUAUAGAGUUUGGAUUACCUACAAUCGUUGUCGGUGAUAAAAGCUUUUCUCUUCAUAAAUAUAAUAUUAAAUCUGAUGUGAAUGUAAAUAUAGUAGAUAUGAACAAAACAGAUCGACAGGAAGAAUUAAAAUAUGAAAAAUCUACACAAAACGAUGACAAAAUUAUUGAAGCUUCUAGAAUUUCUAAUGUAUUAAAAAAAAUUAACAAAUCAUUCAAUAACGAUGUCAAAGCUGAAAUUUUUAAUGAUGCUCUUCGAAAAAGUAAAACGAAAACACCCAAGUAUGUUUCUGAAGGAAAAGAAAGUGAAAUUUCUGGGGAAAAGUGGAUAGGAGAUGAAAUGCCGCAAGAUUUACUCGAAGAUGAAGAUGAGGAUGACAUUGAAAGUCCACCACAUGAGGCUUUAUCUGGCAAUGAGCUCGAAGCUGAGUUAGUAAAGGUUAGAAAAUCAAAAAAUGCAAACACACAUAUAAAAACUUCUCCCAUGAAAAAUAAAAAUAAUAAAAACGAUUAUGAUUUGGCAAAAUCUUCUAAUACAGAAACUAAAACUAAAAAGUUAUUUACUACAGGCAGCAACGAAUGUGAGAUUGCACUUAACACUAAAACAAUCAAUGAUUUAGAAGAGGAACGCGGUAUUAUAAUUAAAAAUGUGCUUCAUGAUAUAUCGACCCAAAAUUCUCCUAGAGAAUCGGAAAAUAACAGUCCGUUGAUAAAAUGUAACGAAACUGAUUUAAAUGAAUCAGAGCAAUUAAAAAAUGCAGUUUGCAGUCGCAAUAAGAAUGAAUUUAGUUCAGAUGAAAAUUUUACAAUAAAACGAAUCAAAUCGAAGCGACGACAUCCUGUUGACGAUACAAAUUCGAAGCACAUAGUUAAUAUAAAUCGAAAAACAAGAAAGUUAAGUGAAUUAUCUUGUUCACAAGAAUCGCUUGCAAUGAACGAAGAACACAGUAGACAUGACGGUAAAAUUAUAAUUAAGGACAAUAAAGAAGUAAACAUUGCUUCAACAGAUGAAAUUCAAUGUGUUAAGGAUUUAAAAGAAGAAUCAGUUCAUAAACAAAUUAUGAGUACAGAAGAUUUGGAGUCAAAAAGAAAUAUAUUACUUUUCGAAAACUCCGUUGAUAGUGAAAAUUGCAAAAUAAAGCCCUCAAGCUUAGCAAAAAUUUCAAGCAGUUUGAAAAAUCAGUUAGUAGAUGAAGAAAAAGAACAAAUAAACAUUACACAUAACUUACCUGUGAUUUUGGAAGAUAUAACACUUCAAGAAGUUGAGCAUUUCGAAAGUUCUCCCACAAUAACAUACUCCAAUGCUUCUAAAAAUGAUCCAUUUAAAAUAUCAAAAAAUAUUGAAAAAAUCUAUCAUGAUAGCGAUCAUAAAACUAAUAGUGAAGAAAAUGAACAUAAUCCACAAAAUAUUUGUGGAAUAUCUCCUUUAGAAAAAGUUCGUAUAGAUGUUGAUGUAUCAAAUCCUUUAUCCUCACAAAUAGCUAACAUAUUAUCAUGUAAUAAUAAUUCUAAUCAGAUCGCAGCAGACACAGCUAAUAAAAACAACCUAAAUCCAAAACUAAUUAUUUCUAAGAGAAAAAAUUCGUUUGAAGAUGAAAUACCCUCAUUCGUAAUUGAACGCCCAGGAAAUCAAGCAUUGACAGAAUCAAUUGAAAAAGAUGCAGUAAAACAUGUACAAAACAUGUGCCCACAAUUAAAAAUCACGCGAAAGGAAAAAAUAUUAAUAGAACCUUUAGCUACUAGUUCAUCUAAAAAUUUAGAUUCUACCAUAUUUGAUAUAAAUAAUAUGCCAAUUUUACUUAGUAAUGAACAAAUACUUCAUUCAAGUGAAGUAGAUGCAUCUAUAGUACUAUCUUUGACAAGUGACAAAAGCUUCACACAAUGUCAAAGCGCCACUAUUAAGUCAGUUACUGAGACUUUGCCCGAAACACCUCGAAUUAUAAAACAACAAAUUCUGCAACCGGCUCGGACACCAUCGCCUUUUCUUGCACAACAUAAAGCAUCUGGAAAUUCAAAUCUGACAAAUAUUUCUGAAGAGUGCUCACAUCAAAAGCAAAUUCAAGAACAACAAGAUAUUUAUCAACAGCAAAAGAUGUCACAACAGCAUUUAAAUAGUAGAUACCUUCUUAUAAAAGCAUCUACAGAUUCGAUACCAGCAGCAACAACAGCUAAUAUAAUUCUUUCGUCACCACCACAAACCUCACAAGUAAUAAAACCCAAAUCACCUGCUGCAGCUGCGACCGGAGGUCGUAAGCAGGCCGGAAAUACUAUAAGCCUACCGAACAGUAUAUCAGCAAAACAGCAGCUUUUAAAGUUUAACGAUGAAUUAGACACAAAUUUGGAUUUAGAAACUCAUGAAAAUAUGAAAUUAAAUAAGAAUCAUCAGUAUUCAUCAAAUGCAAAUAAUAAUAAACGUAGAACGCAACAAUACAUCCAAAGCCAAAUAAAUAGUCAAGAAGAGAUUGCAGUUUCAACGGCUAAAAUAGCAAAAUCGUCCCGAAGUGAUGGUAUAUGUGGAACCAAUUUGACAGUAGCACAAAAACAAUUAAGCCAAUUGCAGCAACAGCUACAACAACGCCAGAAAACGCAAGAAUCGUCAAAACAAUUUCAUCAUUUACAUAAUCGUAAACCAAAAAAGCAACCACAGCAACAUCGAAACUUACAGAAGAAAUCUGAAACAAUGGUUCUUCGCGAAAAUGCAGAGCCACAAUCCAGUGAAUAUAAUCAACACAACUUAGGUACGUCUACUGAACAUAAUUCUCAACGUCAUGUAACUGGUCAACAGUCCGUUCAACCAACUACACUUAAUGAAGAACAGUUAAAUCAAACACAGCAAUCUGAAGAUCCUAUUGAUAGUACAUCAAAAAUAUUAGCUGUACCUACUCAACCGAUACCUGGUUAUAAUGAAACAUUUUUACUUUGCACGUUAGUAAAUAAUAAUUACAAACCAAUUGAUAAUGUACCGCUCUAUCUGGAUCACGAUUUGAAUCAAUUGGUACCAGUUCCAAUAGACGCAUUAGAUAGAGAGCCAAGUCUAAUUGUGAAUCAUCCACCACUUGAGGAUCAGGUAACAUUGAUACAAGAUGCUACGGAAGAUCAACAGCAAAUAGUUUCAACCAAUACACUAAAAACUGCAGAAGCAGAUUCUUCGACUCAUUUGAUUUGCUUAGAUUCAGGAACUGAUCUUGUAGGUAAUUCAGUAGCGCGAGUAUUGCAAACGCCAUUAACAGAUGAAGUUGUUGAAAGGGAUAUUGUAGCAACAUCUCCAAUGUCUGUUUUUUUACCAAACGAUAAUGCUUCGGAAGUAAUUGCAGACAAUGCAGUUAUUCUAAAUAUAGAGGGCCAACAGAUUAUAUUAGAUGCUGCAACUUUUACACAUUUAUUAGCUAAUCCUGAUGCCAAUACACAGCUCAUUACUGAUGAUGGAACCGAAUUUAUUUUGACGAGAGAAGUGCUUGCUGCUCUGGAAGCACAGCAAGCGGAACAACAAAUUCAGCAAUUGCAAAUAGCUGGACAACAAAUUCCUUCAGCAUCCAAUACCACCGACAUUCUUGCUGUUGCUCUGGCUGGUUCCGAUUUAUAUAACAGCGAGGUGCUUGAAAUAGAAACUUCUCAAAGGUUACAAUUGAUGGGUUCCGAUGUAUUCCAACCUUCUGUAUUACCACAACCACAUUUAACGCCGCCAAUCACAGCACAUACAAGUGAAACAAGUACACUGCUUAACCAAACACCAAUAAUGUCACCCUUAGAAAAACCGUCGACAAGUUUAAAUAAAGCAAAGCAUUUAGAUUUCGUUGGACAUAUCGGAACUAAUACUGGCGUACCCAUUUCUUCCGAGUUGGUUGAUUGUAGACCUAACUUGGAAGACAGUUUAGCAGUAAUAGGAGUAACACCACAAUCAGCAGUUCCAUCUUCCCUUGAAUUACCCAUUACUGUUACUGAUCCAAAGAUUGCUUCUAAAGUGACCAUGCAAACAACACCCGCGGACAUUGUGCAAUAUCAAACUCAUUGCGCUGACAAUAUAUUAAACAACGAUUCACGUUUAUACAAUGAUUCAAAUAGUUAAUAUUGUCCGAAAAUCGUCUAUUUUAAUCAAUUAGACGACGAAAAUAGCGAGGGGACAAAUGUAGAAUUUAAUGAUGAUCUUUUCUUCGGGUCUGAUGCUUUGACUUAAACAUGUCAUUUCAAUCAUGCAACCCAUGCAUUAUUUAUAUAUUCUAUAUAUUGUUAUCUUAUAAUUAUAAUAGUAUAUUGAUAUGUUUUACAAUCAGUUAUGAUUUUUAUCCAAUAUACAUAUUAUAUAUAUGUAUAUAUUAUAAAAUAUUAGCUUUUCUUACGUAGUUUAGUUUCAGAAGAUGAUUCCUUAGUCCGAGAAACAAAAGAAAUUGUAAGCGUAAAUGGGGAAUCCAUUUUUAAUAUUUACCGGGACUUAAAUUUCAAAUAUAACUAUAUUCAAAAAAAAAGGUGAAUUGAAAAAUCCUGUUUUAAUAUCUCAAAACAAUUAAGUCAAACAACUUAAAUCGUUUACUAAUUUUUACUUCAUUAAAUAUAUUUGAACUA
Messenger RNA from Teleopsis dalmanni, 7256 nucleotides. RefSeq lists its product as uncharacterized. The coding region runs from base 91 to 6762 and encodes 2223 amino acids. NCBI's taxonomy places the organism in Eukaryota, Metazoa, Arthropoda, Insecta, Diptera, Diopsidae. The transcript is spliced from 5 exons. The record is from RefSeq and is a predicted model, not a curated record.